Messenger RNA from Manis pentadactyla (Chinese pangolin), 3265 nucleotides. It is a transcript of the gene BSND, whose product is annotated as barttin CLCNK type accessory subunit beta. Gene Ontology annotation, molecular function: chloride channel regulator activity. Gene Ontology annotation, cellular component: basolateral plasma membrane. NCBI's taxonomy places the organism in Eukaryota, Metazoa, Chordata, Mammalia, Pholidota, Manidae. The record is from RefSeq and is a predicted model, not a curated record. Gene Ontology annotation, biological process: chloride transport. Bases 80 to 1096 code for a protein of 338 amino acids. The transcript has 5 exons.
CCUUCCGGUCCACAGCCACCAUGCCUUUACCCACGCCGGGCUCCCCGCGCCUGGACCACGCCUGACUGCCUGCCGCGUUAUGCCUGCGCCCCAGGUGGUGCACAGGCCAGGGCCUCGCCAGACAGCCAUGGCUGAUGAGAAGACCUUCCGCAUUGGCUUCAUUGUGCUGGGGCUCUUCCUGCUGGCCCUUGGCACAUUCCUCAUGAGCCACGAUCGGCCCCAGGUCUAUGGUACCUUCUACGCCAUGGGCUGCAUCAUGGUGAUCGGGGGUGUCAUCUGGAGCAUGUGCCAGUGCUACCCCAAGAUCACUUUCACACCCGCUGACUCUGAUUUCCAAGGCAUCCUGUCCCCAAAGGUGCUGGGACUACUGGAGAAUGGGCUCGCUAAUGAAAUGAAGAGCUCUCAGGCUCCCUACAUCAGGCUGUGGGAGGAAGCCGCCUAUGACCAGAGUCUGCCUGACUUCAGCCACAUCCGGAUGAAGGACAUGGGCUGCAGAAAGGACCCCAGCCCUCUGCUGGCCCCCAAAGGACAGCCUCAGUUGGGAGCCAGCCAUGGAGGAGAAGGUGGCCCUCACCGCGCUCAGGCCGGGCAGGCGGCUGCUGUGCUUGUCCACAGGGGCUCAGACGAGGAAGAGGGAGAAAGAAACCCAGUUCGGAGCAGGCCCGGCCUUUGCCCCUGCAGCUCCCUGGCCAGUCCCCAGGGCCCUGCACCCUUGGCUUCCUUCCAAGAUGACCUGGACGUGUACUCCAGUGGAGACGGCAGCCCCAGUCUAUCACCACCUGAGGGGGAGGAGCCUCACCCCAUGCCGCAGGUGCCCUGGGCCUCCAGGUGCCAGCUGGACCGCUUCCAUGACUUUGCCAUGAUUGAUGCCCCCAUGUUGGAGGAUGUGCCUCCAGAGGGGCAACAGCAGGCUGCAGCCCUGUCCAGCUACUGGAAGCAGUCCCCCAGGGCAAAGGAGGAAGACGAGGCAGCUUUGGACACAGGUGUGGAGGAGCCAAAGCAGGAAGAGGAAGACUUGUACUAUGGGCUGCCAGACAGCCCCGGGGACCCCCUUCCGGACAAGGAACUGGGCUUUGAGCCGGACGCCCAGGGCUGAGAUGGAACUGCUCCCUGGGUUCUAGCCUGGCACCACUACUAAUCCACAGGGGACCUCACAAGGCCUCAAUUUUCUUAUCUGCAGAAUGGGGUUAUUUGGAGGUUCAUAUGCACCAGCAGAUCUGAGAGCAUGAGCGAUGCGGGGAAAUACACAGGGAGGGGCAGUUACUAUCAAUGGGCCGUGGUUGUUCCAACUGUCCAUUUUCUCUGGUGAAGCUUUGAAGGGAAACUAUGAUUCAUUAAGAAGAUAUGCAGCAGCUGGGGCCCCCAGGAGACUUUUCUCCUUCCCCAAGCUGGCCUUGGUGCUACCCCUGGGUCCCUGAUCCUCUGUGAAGGCCUCUCAGGGCUCCUGUUCCUGUUGAGUCUUUUAGUCCACAUGGUAGAUGUUAUGAUCCAUCUCUACUCAGAGUUAACCACAUCGAUCGCACCCACAUCCCUCCUGGGGUUCCCAGUGCCUCAGGAUCCAAAACCAUCUGCGACUGACCUCUGCUGAACUUGUCUGCCUGGCAAAUUCGGGCUCAUCCUUCAAAUCCCUGUGCAGACGUCCCUUCUCUGAAAGCUUUUCCUGAUGUCACAGCCUCCUGAAACAAGUCAGUCCUGGCUCUUCUGGGCCACCUUUGGGCCUUGCACAUUUAUCGCUGCAGCAUGACAGCUGCUCAAGGCUUCUACCUUGCUUUUCUCACCUCAGCAUCUCCCAUGCCCAGAGUCAGUGGUCACUGAGGAUGUACGGAACUGGCCAGGACCCAGGCACCUUUUGUGGAUAAUGCUGCUCUCCCCCACUUCCCUAAGCCUUAGGCUCCAGCCCCUUUACUCUCUGGCAUUCAGACCUCCAUAUUGCCUGCAUAGGAGUCACAGAAUCAGCCCAAAUGUCCCCAGGGGUUACCCUCUUCUUGCAGAAUACAUCUGUAAUGGCUUAGGAUUGUAGGUGAAAUUAAGCUUCCUGGCUUCAUCCAGUUUGGUUCAGGUGGCAUUUACUGAGCAUCUACUGUGUGCCAGACACUGUCCCGGAUCUUUAGGGGUAAGGGACAUGAACUGAUAACUAUUCUUGCCCUCAAACAGCUCACAAUCUAGUGAGCUUGGUCUUGUAAGUUAAGGGCAGAAAGCAGAGCAGAAGCUGAGGUGGGAGCAGAGAAGUUAAAAAUUGACAGAGUGAUAACCGCACAUCCACCUGGGGCUGUGGAUUGCAGGGAGAAAUAGCUCAGGCUGCCUGAGCAUCCUCUGAAAAUAUCCCUGUGUUGUGGCAUCACAGAGUGAUGCUUUUAUUAGGCUAAUCUGUGCAAAGCCCCUCUGUGCCUCAGGAGGCAGGUUCCGAGAAAGGGACAGUGGCACCACCUCAGACCAGGUCCACACACAGAGCUUGCAUCCUGGUCCACCUGGGAGUGGGAGACUUACCUGAGCUGGGCCUCUGGGUCCGGGUUGGGGGUCAGGGUUGGAAUGAGAUGCCCCAGUUCUGAGCCAGAAGGGCAUACCCUUGGAAAAGCCCCCCCCCCCCUUUUUUCUGGGCCAUUGUUACCUCCAUCAGGAAAGCCUCCACAGGGCACAUCCCUGCUGCUGUCACAUGUUCUCACUCAUGACCCCCAGACAUGGCCCUGUGUCCUGCCUACUAAGGCAGAGGAGCAGGUGACCUGUAUCCGAAAGAGCACCAGCACAAAUGGCUAAAAUAAAAAAGGUUUCAAUGUUUAAAGGGGUCACCUUCAUUUAAGUGCAAAUUCUUUUAUGGGAAGCACUCAUUCCCCCUCUAGGCAGGGUGAAUGAGGCGUCACAUCUGCCCAGUCCUCCGGGCACUCUCUGGAAAGUGACCAACAAGUACAGUGGGACAGCAGGUGGCACGGAAUCUCAGGAGGGGCCCCCAUCCCUGAAUCACAGCUGCACGCAUGCCCCAGACCUCACCAGAGAACCAAGAGCCUCUGGCUGCCAGGCCCACCAGUGAACAGAUGCUGAGCUCCAAGGACUGCCUAGGGGGCUCGGGGCAGUGGGAAGAGGUGGUGAGACUAGGCUUUUGGUUCCAGCUCCGGCCCCACCCAACCGCCCUCCCUGCUGCGUGAUAGGGAGCCCAUGCACCUGGUCUGCCCAGGACAGUCUUGGGUAUGGCCACAGUCCCCACUUAGUUAUUAGUACCCUUCCACUCUCAAAGGUAUCCCAUUUGGACGAUAAAUUAUGCAUUUACCUA